Sphenostylis stenocarpa is the source of this 1236-nucleotide messenger RNA. NCBI's taxonomy places the organism in Eukaryota, Viridiplantae, Streptophyta, Magnoliopsida, Fabales, Fabaceae. The record is from the annotation of a GenBank genome assembly.
AUGGCUGUUACAGAAGUUGUGGAUUUGUGUAGUGAUGAUGAGGGGGGGAAUGUUGGUUCUAGAGCUGCUAUUACAAGUAGCGCAAAAAAACAAACUGAAACGAGGAUGGAAGGGCAAGUAACCGUCCAUCACAGACCUCAUAGUGGUUCUACUGCACAAGUUUCUGAAGAAAAUAAAAGCUCUGGUGCUCUAAGCACUUGCCAUAGUUAUUCUGCUGUAAAGGGACAGGGUUUCUUGCGUGUUGAUGUUGAUGAUACAAACUUUUCUUCUCCCCCAAUCUGUAGGAAUUUUUGGAAAGCUGGAAACUACGAUGAUGAUCUUCUUUCCAAACUCACCUUCAAAAAUAGUGAGAACUACUUGCAUGUCCACCCUUUGUUCCUUCACUCAAAUGCAACUUCACAUAAGUGGGCAUUCGGUGCCAUUGCUGAGCUUAUCGACAAUGCAGUUGAUGAGAUCCAAAAUGGGGCUACUUCUGUUGUUGUAGAUAAAAUUUUAAACCCAAAAGAUGGAAGUCCAGCAUUGUUGAUUCAAGAUGAUGGUGGUGGAAUGGAUCCAGAAGUAAUGCGCCAAUGCAUGAGUUUUGGAUUUUCAGACAAGUCGAAAAUUGCCAUUGGACAGUAUGGAAAUGGCUUCAAAACUGGUAGUAUGAGACUAGUCGAUACUUAUUGCCAGCAUUUUUCUGUCUUGUCUACAAUUGUUAUGAUAUGGUGUAUUGCUUGUACUUUCUUUUCGGUGAAUUAUAAGUUUGAUACAUCAACUGAAUACUUGGAAAUACUAAAUGACGAAGAUCAUUUUAGGUCUAAUUUGUCCAUUCUGUUGCACUGGUCUCCAUAUCUAUCAGAAGAUGAACUUCUUAAGCAAUUUGGUGACAUUGGAAGUCAUGGUACUAAAAUUAUUAUCUUUAAUUUAUGGUUCAAUGGCGAUGGCAAUUUGGAGCUAGACUUUGAUUCUGAUCCUGAGGAUGUUCGUAUUUCUGGGGAUAUCAAGAAGGUUGCCACACUUCCUGGCUGGAAGACAGUAAAUGAGGAAUACAUUGCCAACCGUUAUCAUUAUUCUUUACGAGCUUACUUAUCCAUGUUGUACUUGGGGAUAAGGGAACGCUUUAAAAUUGUAAUGCGAGGGAAAGUUGUGAAUCUACACAACAUUGCAGAUGAUCUCAAAUAUACAGAAUAUGUCUUGUAUAAACCACACAGGGGUGGUCCUACAGAGGUUCUUUUCUUUACUAACUUGCUGUAA